This is a messenger RNA of Centruroides sculpturatus (bark scorpion), 1937 nucleotides long. RefSeq names its product zinc finger protein Gfi-1-like. The record is from RefSeq and is a predicted model, not a curated record. Gene Ontology annotation, cellular component: nucleus. The coding region runs from base 241 to 1542 and encodes 433 amino acids. Lineage: Eukaryota; Metazoa; Arthropoda; Arachnida; Scorpiones; Buthidae. The transcript has 4 exons.
UGGUAGCGGCCGUCCGCCGUCGGGAUGCUCGUCGCUCUCUUCGCAUCUUCCGACCGACGCUCCUUUCGUUCGUUCCGGUUCCUACGCUAAUUCUAGUCAAAAAAAGCGGGUGGCAAGCGCCCGUCACCGGCCCGACUCCCCCAACCGGGAGGCAGAAGAAAGGCUCCGUUUCGGGACCGUCCGGCCAUCCCGCCACUCCGGACGCGAAAGUGGCCGUGGGCCUCGGACGUGUGUGACGUCAUGAGCGGACCAGUGACGUCCGACCGGGCCAAGAAGUCGUCCGAAAACGGAGGCGUCAGCUUCGGCGAGAUGGGAAGUGCCUUUCGAGUGGUGACUCCGAAACGAUCUAGAGAAGAUUCCGGUCCUUCCUUCCCCGUCUCCAGUCUGGGAGCAUCCGUCGGGCCGGCCCUCCCCCUCUUCUCGGCCGAGGGUCUCCCCACCUACUAUCCGGGCCUGUGGUGCGGGGCGGCCGGAACUCUGGGCCUCAAGGCUGGUGCGUCGGGAGGCGUGGAGCCUGCCUUCCCCCUCUUUCCACUCUUUCAUCAUUACCUGCCGCCGUACGGCUUCCUCGACGCCUGUUCCCAGUCUUCUUCAGGAAACAAAUCGGAAGAGAGCAGGAACGUAGGACGCAGCGACCACUCUCCUUCGUCGUCCGGUUCCAAGCAGCAACUGUCGGCCUACCUGCCUUCUCUACCCGGUCCGGGUGACCUUCGUUCCCUGACACUGGCCACGUGGGGAGAGGACUUCCUGGGUCGACCCCUGAAUCUCGGCGACUACCACUCGUCAGGCCUCCUUCGCUCGCCGCCUCCCGGUUUGGGAGUGGGCGCGGCCGGCGACGCCUCCCUGUCUUCGACUUCGGCGACUCCUUCCAACGACAAGUUCUAUCGACCCUUGGCGCCCGGACUGGGCACCUGUUUCGGAAUUCCCUUCUACCGCUUGACGGUACCGAAACCGGUACCGACGGCGGGACAGGCGUCGGACGGACUCAAACCCCUUUCGGUGGCCGACGUGUACUCGUGCGUCAAGUGCGACAAGAUGUUCAGCACUCCGCACGGACUAGAAGUGCACGCUCGACGAUCCCACAGCGGGAAGAGGCCCUUCGCCUGCGAACUGUGCAACAAAACCUUCGGACACGAAGUGAGUCUUAGUCAACACCGAGCCAUUCACACGGCCGAGAGAAGUUUCGAGUGCAAACAGUGCGGCAAGAGCUUCAAGCGAUCGUCCACCCUGUCCACCCAUCUGCUGAUCCACUCGGACACCAGGCCCUACCCUUGCCAAUACUGUGGAAAGAGGUUCCACCAGAAGUCCGACAUGAAGAAGCACACCUACAUCCACACAGGUGAGAAGCCUCACAAGUGUGCGGUGUGCGGCAAAGCCUUCAGCCAGUCCUCCAACCUGAUUACCCACAGCCGGAAGCACACGGGUUUCAAGCCCUUCGCCUGCGAAGUAUGCGGACGAGCCUUUCAGCGGAAGGUGGAUCUACGGAGGCACAAAGAGACGCAACAUUCGGACAUUAGACAAUUGCAGCAGUGUUCUCAAUAGGUGGAUGGAGCAGUCAGUCGUCGCCAUUCACCGGGACCUAUCCCCUUCGCCUAUAAAUAUAUAUAUAUAUAUACACACACAGACACAGACACAUAACGUACAGUACGUGCGCAGGUACGGACGGGGCCGACGCAUCCUUGCCCAUUUACGCGUAAAAAAAAAAAAAGUUUCCUUUUCGCGCCCCCGAGCGCGCAUCUUCGUAGCUGCGUUUGCGCGCCGUUGGUUCCGAGUGCCGUGAUGUCGUGUGACGUGCUAGUGACGCAUCCUCGCUCCGUUCCGAAGGGCCGGAGGGAUCGGACGGACGGGCCCGACCGCCGGGCCCGCCGUUCGGCGCGGGCCGCUCCGGGGCCGGGGACAUCCCCGUCACCCGCCCGUCCGGUCGGCUUUAGCUAUGU